CCCGUGCGAGGCCUCUCUCUGCUCCUAAACCGCCAUCCGCCUUCGUUGCUCCACCGUCGUGCCCUUCCAUUCUUUCGGGGGAUGGACUGCACACACCAUGGCGACGCAGACGCAGGUGUUGAUCGCCCACACGGGCCAGCGCCUGCAGGUCGAUAUAUCUCAGUUCUCCUCUCUCGACGAUUUUAGGGGCUGGGUGGCUCGGCAGAGCGCCAUACCUGUGCAAAAUAUCGUCGCCCUCACGUCCCAAGGGAAGACGGUAAAGAUCCAGACGAUACAGUUAGAGAAGUUUACAUUUACGAUAUUCGAAUAACUCAAGCCUCUUCACCCGGAGCUUCGAACAGUCUCAUCUCCGAGAUCGCCUUCCCUAAACGAUAUGCCGUAUCCGCCGCCCCGAAUUCGA
Molecule: messenger RNA, 400 nt
Organism: Durotheca rogersii
Lineage: Eukaryota; Fungi; Ascomycota; Sordariomycetes; Xylariales; Xylariaceae
Exons: 3
Coding region: 98-310 (70 amino acids)
Source: RefSeq, a predicted model, not a curated record